Messenger RNA from Rosa chinensis, 729 nucleotides. Its product is annotated as monooxygenase 3. The transcript has 4 exons. Gene Ontology annotation, molecular function: FAD binding. The record is from RefSeq and is a predicted model, not a curated record. Lineage: Eukaryota; Viridiplantae; Streptophyta; Magnoliopsida; Rosales; Rosaceae. The coding region runs from base 1 to 729 and encodes 242 amino acids.
AUGACCUUCGACGACCAGAAGCCUGGAACCUCCGGUCUCCACUCUGACAGAAUGAGUAUUGUUGAAGUUUCUGUUAAGAAGGAUUGUCAUUUUGUUCUGGUGACAGUGGCUUUUGUGACCUAUCUGGAGGUCACCGGAAAUCUCAACAGAGUAGCUUUUGUUGCUAGUGAUAAGAAAGAGCUAGAGAAGAACCCUGCUCAGUUGAAAAAAUAUAUCUUACGCAAGCUCGGAAAGGUACAAGAUGAAGUAAGGGCUGUUAUAGAAAACACUGAAUUGGAUGCUUUUAUAUCCACUCCAGUGAGAUAUAGGCACCCUUGGGAACUGCUUUGGGGAAAUAUUAGCAAAGGUGGUGUAUGUGUUGCUGGAGACGCACUCCACCCCAUGACCCCAGACAUCGGCCAAGGUGGCUGUGCUGCAUUAGAAGACGGUGUUGUAUUAGCAAGAUGUCUCGGUGAGGCUUUGUUGAAGAACCGGAGGCAAGAAAUUAGAGAUAAAGAUGAAGAACGAAAAGAGGAAUGUAAGAGGAUUGAAAUGGGGUUGAGGAAUUAUGCCAGUAAGAGGAAAUGGAGAAGCAUUGAUCUGAUUAUUACAUCUUAUGUGUUUUAUUUAAUACAGGAGAUUGAUGGAAAAGUAAUGUCUUUCUUGAGGAACAAGUUUUUUUCUCCAAUCCUACCCUGGCUGCUGUUGAAGAAGGCUGAUUUUGAUUGUGGGAAGCUGAAAAGCCCUUAA